Molecule: messenger RNA, 1167 nt
Organism: Rasamsonia emersonii CBS 393.64
Lineage: Eukaryota; Fungi; Ascomycota; Eurotiomycetes; Eurotiales; Trichocomaceae
Product: Mannitol-1-phosphate 5-dehydrogenase
Exons: 1
Coding region: 1-1167 (388 amino acids)
Biological process (GO): mannitol catabolic process
Cellular component (GO): cytosol
Molecular function (GO): mannitol-1-phosphate 5-dehydrogenase activity
Source: RefSeq, a predicted model, not a curated record
AUGGGAAAGAAAGCAGUUCACUUUGGUGGCGGCAACAUUGGCCGCGGCUUUGUUGCCGAGUUCCUCCAUACUUCGGGGUUCGAAGUCGUCUUCAUCGAUGUGAUGGACAACAUCAUCGAGGCUCUGCAGAACAACCCCUCGUACCAGGUGACUGAGGUCAGCGAGGAGGGCGAGACCACCAAGACGAUCAACAACUACCGUGCCAUCAACUCCAAGAAGAACGAGGGAGAUGUGAUCAACGAGAUUUCUACUGCAGACGUGGUGACCUGUGCCGUUGGGCCCAACGUCCUGAAAUUCAUUGCCCCGGUCAUUGCGAAGGGCAUUGACGCGCGUACGGCCUCCAAGCCCGUGGCUGUCAUUGCCUGUGAGAAUGCCAUUGGAGCUACCGACACUCUGCAUGGGUUUAUCAAGGACAACACCGACCCGGAGCGGGUGAAGAGUCUCUACUCUCGGGCUCAGUUCGCCAACUCCGCGAUUGAUCGCAUCGUUCCGACUCAGGCUCCCGACUCGGGCCUCAACGUUCGCAUCGAGAAGUUCUACGAAUGGGUUGUCGAGAAGGCUCCCUUUGGUGACGUGGGCCACCCAGAUAUCCCCGCCAUCCAUUGGGUCGACAACCUGGAGCCCUACAUUGAACGCAAACUCUUCACUGUCAACACCGGUCAUGCCACGGCGGCGUACUACGGCUACACUUCCGGAAAGAAGACCAUCCACGAUGCGUUGAGCGACGAGAAGAUUCGUCAGACCAUCCGCGACGUCCUCGACGAGACUGCAGCUCUGAUCGUCGCCAAGCACGGCAUCUCUAAGGAGGAGCAGCAGGCGUAUGUGGACACGAUCAUUAAACGCAUCUCCAAUCCAUACCUGGAGGACGUGGUCGAACGUGUGGGCCGCGCACCAUUGCGCAAACUCUCGCGCAAGGAGCGUUUCGUUGGCCCUGCGUCGCAGCUGGCGGAGCGCGGAAUGGAGUUCGAAGCUCUCUUGGGCCCGAUUGAGCAGGCUCUGCGUUUCCAGAACGUUCCCGGUGACGAUGAGAGCGUUGAGCUAGCCAAGAUCUUGAAGGAGAAAUCAGCCGCUGAUGCCACCAGCCAGCUCACCGGGCUGGAAAAGGACCACCCUUUGUACCCGCCUGUGCUCAAAUUGGUUGAGAAGGUGCAGGGAGAAUCCAAGUAG